ACUGGUAUCCGCCUCGCCCGGCCCAGCUGUCUUGCUCACCAUCAUGGUGGACUUUGUGCGCCAUGGCGGACUACACUCCAUUCAUUUGUGGCGAACUUAGGAGUCCCAUUCAAUUCUAGUGUCCUUGGUGCUAAGUGUCCGUCAGUGGGCUCUCAACAUACUCAAUGUUUUGAAUGCAACAUCCGGGUACUGACUGAGCACUGCAUUAGUGCACAGAAUUAAGUGCUCCUACCCAAAUGCUGUAAUAGAGACACUGUCCUGGCUGUCAGACGGCCCAAAUUGGUGACCUGUGUUGGUAUUUCAUCCUCUCCUCUCCACUACAAUGGCUCAGGCCUACCUCGGUUUGGACAAAGCCCAGUUCAGCUGUUCGAUAUGUCUGGAACUUCUCAAGGACCCGGUCACCAUCACAUGUGGUCAUAGCUUCUGCUUGAGCUGCCUGACAAGCUACUGGGACAGCCAAGUAGUCUGCAGCUGUCCACACUGCAGAGCCAUCUUCAGUCCCAGACCAACUCUGGGCAGGAACACCUUGCUGACGGAGAUGAUCCAAAGACUGGGGGUUGUGCAGUUGAGUCAGGGUCCAUCUGCUCCUCCCCUCUACCAGGACCUGGCGCACUCAAGGAGCCAAGGCUUUGCGCAUACCACCUUUGAUGUGUCCUCAGUCCAUGCAGGGAGGACAGUUGGCGAGAAACAUUUAGAGGAAAUGCGGAAAAAUCUCUCUGAGCAAAUUGCCAAGAAGGAAUCUGAGCUGCAGCAGCUGAAACAAAACUUGAAGUCUUUCUCUCGUCUCACCAAGGAAGCAGUCAAGGAUGCCAGCAGGAUCUUUGAGGAGCUGCAGGAGUUUCUGGAGUGCCGUCGGGUGGAGGUGAAGGCGCUCAUCAGGGCCCAGGAGAACGCGGAGGUCACGCGAUCCGAGAACCAGCUGCAUCGUCUGGAGCGGCAAAUCUCAGAGCUGAAGAAGCGAGACGCCAUGCUGCAAGGGCUGUCACGGUCGCAGGAUCAACAUCAGAUUGUACAGUACAUGUGUGAGUCGUUUUGCAGUCCAGUCCAAGCAGGAGAAAACACUUCCCUGGUUGUCAGUCCACACGUCUCCUUUGGUGGCGUGAGGACAGCCAUAUCUGACAUGAAAGAGCAGCUCCAGAGUUUCUACCACGCACAAUUUGCCAACAUCACCACUGCAGUAAAAAAUGUCACAAUCCUCGAGUUGGAAAAGCCAAAUAAAGUGAUGAAGAAGUGCAACACUUCCAAUGUUCUAGCUUUCGACAACAGAAGUGAUCUCCUUCAAUAUUUCCGUCCUCUUUCGUUGGACCCCUUUACAGCGCACAAGGAGCUGUCGCUGACUGAAGGGAACCGUGUGGUCAGUCGAACAGGAGAACUGCAGUCCUAUCCAGACCACCCCGACCGCUUUGACAGCUGGGCUCAGGUGAUGUGCCGUGAAGGUCUACAAGGACUGUGUUACUGGGAAGCGGAGUGGGAUGGCCAACAGGUGGCGCUGGGAGUCACCUAUGAGAGCAUCAAUAGAAAGGGGACAUCCAAUGAGAGCAGGUUGGGCCACAACAGUCUAUCAUGGAGUCUUCGCUGCAGUCCUUCAUCCUUUGCCUUCAUCCACGACAAUGAGACCGUCAGCUUUCCCGCCGCCGUAAUAUCCCACAGAAUUGGGGUCUUCCUGGACCACAACGCAGGAGUGCUCAGUUUCUACACGGUGACACCUGGAGGAAUCCAGCUACUGCACCAGAUAAAGACCACGUUUGACCAGCCUCUGUACCCGGCCGUGUGGCUCGGGGCCCAUGCCACCAUCAACCUCGGCUGUGUCGACUGACAUGGAAAUAUAUGCUGAUCUUAAGUCAGCUUACUAACAUGUAGACAACAUAUAUCACCUAACCGUUUGUACACGCAUGCCAAUUGCUUGGGGAAAAUGUCCCUGAAUACUAAUGAACUAUUUUGUGCCUUAAUGUUAAUAUGACAACAUUAAAUUAAAAGUAGAAAUAGUAUUAGAAGACCUCACUGACUUCAAAGCAUGACCUUAUGGUCAAACAUGAGGCGGUUUCAUCCCUUACUGUACCCGAAAUAAACUGAACCGUGAUCUUAAAACUGAGUGAUGAUGCCUGUAUUGUUGUUUUGAAAUCUACCCGACAAGACGUGUUUCAGUGCAAGAGUAUUUUAUUCAUAGACACAAACAAACACGGUGUGGUGAUGGUACGAGACAGAUGGCAGUUAAAUCUUAUUGAAGGCUGCGACGUCCACACUUUGAACCUGAAAUAGAAGCACAGCAAAGCACCUGGAUUAGUCUUUAUACAAAUAUUUUAUAUACCACAAUUAUAGGGCAUACUGUACCUAAUUUCUUACACUUUUUCUUCAGCUUUUUUUCCCCCAAUUAUUAUUUUUAAAAAUCUAAACAACGAUGGUGCUUUGUCACCUUUUAAGCUGACACAAAAUGUUGUCUUUAAAAUAUACAUAAUUGUUUUUGUAACUACAUUAAAAAUAUUAAACAGCCGCCUUCAUUUUUGGACUUUUAGCACAUGAACCUCGAUGGAAAAAGACUGGACACCUCCUUCCUCAGUAAUAAAUUGUUCGUAACGCAAAGUGACGUCUGCAAUUUGUACUCUUGCAAAUGAAUGUAAGCACAAUAAACUCCACAAAUGCAAGAUCAUGUGCUUUUAAGUUAAAUGCUUGCUUUGCAGUAUAAAUGUAUUGCAUGGACAAAAGUAAUGGGGAAACUUCUGGAACUGAACAUGUCAAUAGAGUAGAACGUGUUCUCCGGUUGGACAUAAGUUUCUAUCAGCAAAGCAUACAUGUACUUUGCAUCCGUAUUCACAGUGCUUCACUUUUUCCACUUAUGUGACAGCCUUAUUCCAAAAUGGAAUACAGUUGUCCCUCAUUAUAUCGCGGUUU
Dunckerocampus dactyliophorus (ringed pipefish) is the source of this 2889-nucleotide messenger RNA. Its product is annotated as tripartite motif-containing protein 16-like protein. Gene Ontology annotation, molecular function: protein binding. Bases 323 to 1816 code for a protein of 497 amino acids. The record is from RefSeq and is a predicted model, not a curated record. The transcript has 9 exons. Lineage: Eukaryota; Metazoa; Chordata; Actinopteri; Syngnathiformes; Syngnathidae.